CGGGCACUGUACCAAUGCCGACAGGAAGCAGUAGCCUCUCUACUAGUGUAUGUGUCGGAUGUGGUUAUACUGCUUACUGAAAAGAAGACAAAAAACUAACGAUGCUGCGAUUGUUGAAAAACGUUCAAUUAUCACGGUACUUAUCAACUGCUGCUAAAGUACAACCAGAGAGAAAUCCUGCAAUUCUUUAUACAGGAAUUUUUAUCGAUAACGAAUGGCACCGAUCGAAAUCUGGAAAAACGUUCCCUACGAUAAACCCUGCAACUGGCGAAACGAUCGCGGAGGUGCAGGAAGGUGACGCCGCGGACAUCGAUGCGGCCGUCCAAGCAGCCAACAAAGCCUUUAAAUUUGGCUCGCCAUGGAGAACCAUGGACGCUUCGCAACGUGGUGUAUUAUUGAACAAAUUGGCCGAUUUAAUAGAAGAGAAUCGCACUUAUCUCGCGUCUUUAGAAACGCUAGACAAUGGGAAGCCUUAUUCGUCGGCUUAUGAGUUCGACGUACCUCAAAGUAUAGCGACACUGCGAUACUACGCGGGAUGGGCCGAUAAGAAUCAUGGCCAAGUUAUUCCCAUCGAUGGAAAAUAUCUGGCAUACACCCGCCACGAGCCAGUUGGCGUUUGCGGUCAGAUUAUUCCAUGGAAUUUCCCCCUUCUUAUGAUGGCUUGGAAGUUGGGACCUGCUCUGGCGACCGGAAAUGUUAUCGUAUUGAAACCGGCCGAGCAAACAGCCUUAACAGCUUUGUAUGUAGCUCAAUUGUCCAAAGAUGCUGGAUUUCCUGAAGGAGUGAUCAAUGUCGUCCCCGGUAAUGGUAAAACGGGUGCUGCACUGGUCGCUCAUAAUUUAGUCGAUAAAAUAGCGUUUACCGGUUCCACCGAGGUUGGAAAGCUGAUAAAACAAGGCGCCGCGAUGAGCAAUUUGAAGAGGACCACGUUGGAACUUGGCGGAAAAUCUCCAAAUAUAAUCUUGAGUGACGCAGAUCUUGAUCAUGCUGUGGAAACAGCUCACUUCGCACUGUUUUACAACAUGGGUCAGUGUUGCUGCGCCGGCUCGAGAACUUUCGUUGCCGACAGCAUUUAUGACGAGUUUGUGCAGCGAAGUGCGGCACGCGCUAAAACCAGAGUUGUUGGCGAUCCGUUUGAUGAAAAUGUAGAACAAGGCCCACAGAUCGACGCGGAACAAACAAACAAGAUCAUAUCCAUGAUUGAAACGGGCAAAAAUCAAGGGGCGAAAUUGCUUGCCGGUGGUACGAAGGUUGGUGAUAAAGGUUACUUUGUUGCGCCCACAGUAUUUGCCAAUGUUGAGGAUCAUAUGACUAUUGCUAGGGAGGAGAUCUUCGGACCAGUUCAACAAAUCCUGAAAUUUAGUAGCUUAAACGAAGUUAUUGGACGUGCUAAUGCUACUGAUUAUGGAUUGGCAGCAGCGGUGUUUACAAAAGAUAUCGAUAAGGCAAACUACGUUAUACAAAGGCUCCGUGCUGGCACCGUAUGGGUUAACACAUACAACGUCCUGACACCUCAAACGCCAUUUGGCGGUUUCAAAAUGUCUGGACACGGAAGAGAACUCGGACAAUACGGUCUUGAAGCGUAUACCGAAGUAAAGAGCGUUAUAAUGAAAGUCAAUGAAAAGAAUAGUUAGAAUAUUCCAUAUUAAAUUUGUUUACUUGUUUUUGUUUUUUGUAAAAACUUACAAGAUUUUGUAACAUUUUUUAUCGCUCGUUAUUUAAUAGUUGAAAUACAAAACAAUAACAAAAUAGAGACAUUUAAGGAUAGAGCUGCUGAAAGCAACUAAAUAUUUUAAAUGUAAAUCUAUUUUUGUACAAUUUAUCUCAGCGAAAAAAAAUGUGAUAUUAUUUCAGAACUGAAGAUACAAUAUACACAAUAUACUCA
Molecule: messenger RNA, 1885 nt
Organism: Frieseomelitta varia
Lineage: Eukaryota; Metazoa; Arthropoda; Insecta; Hymenoptera; Apidae
Gene: Aldh
Product: aldehyde dehydrogenase, mitochondrial
Exons: 8
Coding region: 102-1634 (510 amino acids)
Molecular function (GO): aldehyde dehydrogenase (NAD+) activity
Source: RefSeq, a predicted model, not a curated record